Messenger RNA from Mycosarcoma maydis (corn smut), 2217 nucleotides. RefSeq lists its product as uncharacterized. The transcript has a single exon. Gene Ontology annotation, molecular function: mRNA binding. Gene Ontology annotation, cellular component: cytoplasm; nucleus. Bases 1 to 2217 code for a protein of 738 amino acids. The record is from RefSeq and is a predicted model, not a curated record. NCBI's taxonomy places the organism in Eukaryota, Fungi, Basidiomycota, Ustilaginomycetes, Ustilaginales.
AUGUCGACCGAUUCCGUUCAUCACGCCUUUCGAGGCCUCAACCUCGGCGACGCUCAGCAGGAUCCUAGGAAGCAGUUGCACCACCAGCAACAACAGCAACUACACCAGCCCUAUUCCUCUCCCACGCGUCACACAGAGUCCACAUCGCUCCGUUCGCCCACCAUCCUCACCACGGAUCUACACGGUCAACAUGGCUACCACACUGCCAGCAUAGGUGCCUCUCACCCUGUCACCGCUCCGUCGGAUGGCUCGAUCGGUCAGAGCGCUGCUGCCCGCUUCGAACGCUUCUUCCCCUCUUCACCCAACACCUCCACCUCCAACCCUUCCUCCGCUGGUCAGACCUUCACCAGCUCCAUCGGAUCCGCCGCCGGUCUCGCUGCCAACGGCGCCUUUGGUAGCUUUGGUCAAAGCCUUGCUCCCGGCAGCAUGGCAAGCUCCAGCAUCUCUUCAGCUCACUUUGGUUCCAGCAGCAACGCUCCUCGCAAGGCUCCCAGCCGUGCUGCCAUCCCCGCUCAGUGGAGCUCUCAAGAUCCUUCCUCACUCGUCCCACCCGCUGGCACCUCGCCACCCAACAACAUGGGCUCGCUCCCGUCCUACCACGAUCCCAUCGCACAGACCGCCGCCGCCGCCGCCGCCAACAACAACAACAACAACAAUGGCGACGAUGAUGUCAUUCCGACCGCCAUCGUCGUCAAAAACAUCCCCUUCAGCGUCAAAAAGGAGCAGCUCCUCCAGAUCAUCGAGGAUCUCGGCAUCCCAAUGCCCUAUGCCUUCAACUAUCACAUGGACCAAGGCGUCUUCCGUGGUCUUGCCUUUGCCAACUUCCGCAGCGCAGAAGAGGCCGACGCCGUUGUGGCUGCGCUCAAUGGCUUUGAUGUCAGUGGCCGCAAGCUCCGCGUCGAGUACAAAAAGGUGCUUCAAGCCGGCGAAAAGGAACGCAUCGAAAAGGAAAAGGCCAUCAAACGCAUGCAGAGCAUGCAGCUCGAAAAGGAGCGACGUCGGCAGAACGACGAGUACACCGCCCACGCCUACUUGAUGCCCGGCUACAACGCUAGCAACGGCCAUCUCGCCGCAAACGAUGCCUACUCGGCCGAUCCCGCUAUCAGCGGUCUGCAACACGCUGUCUACGAUGGCAGUGUCAUCGCUCCCCUAACUGCCGACUCGCUCAGAAAGGUACCUUCGUCGCAGCGUCUCGCAGCUGCAGUGGAGCGACCCUCAGGACCUUCAUCCUCCACAAGCAACCCUGGUGUCGGGGCAAGCAACCAGUUCGGUGCCGCUGCAGGUGCUGCUGCAGCCAAGAAGGAAGAGCUCGAUCUCAACGAUGCAGCUACACUCGAGAUCUACUCGCGCGUGCUUCUCUUCAAAGACGACCGCAUGCGUGACGAGCUCGCCUUCUCGCGCAGCCUCACGCCGCUCGAGCGUCGGACCGUACACCUGGUCGCCCAAAGGCUCGGCCUCUUCCACUAUUCGAUGGGCGACGGCGAUGAGCGAUACGCUAUUGUCACCAAGAAUGACGUUCACGCUCAAGCACGCCCGCUUCGCAGCCAGGCAUCCACAAUUGGCCGUGCACAACGCUCAACAGGCAUCGACGCCGCUGCCACCGGCGGUUUCUUGGGUCCCGGCAGCGCCGCCACCACAGGUCGAGCGGGUCUGCGUCUGAAAAAGUCAGCUCCGGACAUGAAGCGUGAUCGCGACGGUUCCACCGGCUACAGCGCUGCCAACGGCUACCUCCACUCGAGCAACGGUAGCAGCAGUCUCGCCGCGCGCAAGUCCAACUCGAAUCUGCGCGAUGGCUACUCGUCCACCAUGGGUCGUCGAACGCAAAAUGGCAGCAACAACAGCAACAGCAACAGCAACAGCAACAGCACCGCUACUGGCGGAGCUGCCGGACUCCAGAACCUCUUUGCCUCGCCCUUUGAUGCUCCGCCUGUCCCAUCACUUACCAACGUCAACGCACCUGAGGGCUCGAGCCACACCUCAUCGCCUACUCAUUCGACCUUGCUCCGUCAACCUCGCGGACCGCCUACACCCGGCUCUUCGGAUUCCCGCAAUUUUGCCGUUCGCUCUCGCGUCCCCACCGCCGGCACCAGCAGCACCGGCAGCACCACCUCGCCCCCACCGCCAGCCCACGCCGGCUUCCAACUACACAUCAACGGUAGCCCCACCAAGUACCAUUCGUCGGAACAAGCGACAACGCAGGAACCGUUGGAGUUUUGA